Messenger RNA from Eimeria mitis, 516 nucleotides. RefSeq lists its product as uncharacterized. The transcript has a single exon. Bases 1 to 516 code for a protein of 171 amino acids. The record is from RefSeq and is a predicted model, not a curated record. NCBI's taxonomy places the organism in Eukaryota, Apicomplexa, Conoidasida, Eucoccidiorida, Eimeriidae.
AUGCUCUUGUUUGAUCGUCACAUCCGUGCCAUUCUACAAGCGAGAUUCAAGCUCUCGAAAAGCACGGCUACAGAGGUGUUUCAUCAGCCCUCCUCUCAGGGCGGAUCGGGAUGUACCUCUCUGCAGACGAUCGCAACAGCAACGCAAAUAGGACACGCCGUCCAGAUGCUCAACAGCAAGGACAGUAUGAUCGAAGCCGUUGCAGAAGGCCAGGUGCUGGAGAUCAUCAAGAGGGCGUAUGUAUACACAACCGCUAGUGAUGAGAGUGACCGAGUAGCAAUACUUACAUACCUCAACGGGCGAGACAUUGGAUGUCUCAAGAAGAGGAGCAAGAAUGUGGAUAUUAGAAGCUUAUGGUCGGAACUCCCAGGAAGCAUUUCGGCGAGCAAAAAGCGGAUCGAGGCUGGGAGUGAUGGCAGCUAUCUGGUGAAGACGGCAGAUGGCUCCUCCCUCGACCAAGAGCAUAUUAUUAGAAGUAUCAAGAAGCAUAUGGCAGGGUGGCAACGUGAUGUGUAG